Molecule: messenger RNA, 207 nt
Organism: Bipolaris victoriae FI3
Lineage: Eukaryota; Fungi; Ascomycota; Dothideomycetes; Pleosporales; Pleosporaceae
Exons: 2
Coding region: 1-207 (68 amino acids)
Biological process (GO): regulation of DNA-templated transcription
Molecular function (GO): DNA-binding transcription factor activity
Source: RefSeq, a predicted model, not a curated record
AUGAAGCUCACAGCCGCCCAACUUGUACAGAGAAGAAAAAAGAACCGGGAGAGUCAACGAAAGUCGCGCCAGAGAGUCAAAAAUCAGAUUAAUACUCUUGAACGCCAGAAUAAAGAGCUCGAAUCCAACAACGUAUCGCUACGGGAGCGAUUGCUGCACACAUCAGCAGCCAUAGAAGUGUUAGAAAAGGGUGCGAAUCUACACUAA